ACUUCACCACAGAGGAGUGGGCUUUGCUGGACCUGGCUCAGAGGAAGCUCUACAGAGACGUGAUGCUGGAGACCUUCAGGAACCUGGCCUCCGUGGGCCUCUCACUGUCGUGGCCUCUCCCGUUGCGGAGCACAGGCUCCGGACGCACAGGCUCAGCGGCCGUGGCUCACGGGCCCAGCCACUCCGCGGCAUGUGGGAUCUUCCCAGACCGGGGCACGAAUCCUUGUCCCCUGCAUCGGCAGGCGGACGCUCAACCACUGCACCACCAGGGAAGCCCAAGAAAUCAUUAUUAAUCCCUAAUACUGUGCUUCCUACUUUGAACAGAAAUCAUUUGGUGGAGAGCCUCUGUGAAGGUAAAGAAGGCCAUCAAUGUCUAGAAACCCGGAACCAGCUUACACACCUUACUGUGCAUAAGGGUUAUCUGACUGCAAUUCAGCCCUGUAAAUGCACUAAGUGUGGAAAAGCCUUCAGGGAUUGUUCUUUCCAGAGGAAUCAGCAAAGAUCUCACACCAGACACAGACCUCAUCCAUGUAAAGAAUGUGGGCAAACCUGCACCUGUGUCUCAUGCCUAAAUCCUCCUGGUGGAACAGACAUUGUAGAGAAAACUGACAAACGUCAGGAUGAUGGGAGAGCAUCUAAGAGAUAUGUGAAAAGUUACAGUAGCAAACAGUCUUUACAGUGUAAGAAAUCUAAAAAAUCAUUCACUUGCCUGUCAUCUGUCCAGCGACAUGUGAGAGGUCAUUAUGGACAGAAAAUCCACGUUUGUGAAGUAUGUGGGAAAUCCUUCAGUUAUUAUUCCCAGAUUGCACGGCAUGUGAGAGCUCACACUGGAGAGAAACCCUAUGAAUGUAAAGAAUGUGGGAAAGCUUUCACUCGCAUCUCACACUUCCGAGAACAUGUGAGAAUGCACACUGGAGAGAAACCCUAUGAAUGUAAGCAGUGUGGCAAAGCUUUCAGUUGGUGCACUUACCUUCGAGAACACAUGAGAACACACAGUGGAGAAAAACCCUAUGAAUGUAAGCAGUGUGGCAAAGCCUUCCCCUAUCUCAAAUCCCUGCAAGGACAUGUGAGGAUCCACACUGGAGAGAAACCUUAUGUGUGUAAGGAAUGUGGGAAAUCCUACAGUUGUCCCAAAUACUUUAGAAAACAUGUGAAAACACACAGUGGAAUAAAACCCUAUGAAUGUACAGAAUGUGGGAAAAUGUUUAUUCCUUCUUAUCCCUUCGACAACAUAUAAAAACACACAGUGAAGAGAAACCCUAUCAGUGUCAGCAGUGUGGGAAAGCCUUCAGGUAUCUGAUAUCCCUACAAAGACACAUGAAGACACACACUGGUGAAAAUUCUGAAUACAAAACUGUGGAGAAGCCUUCC
Messenger RNA from Globicephala melas (long-finned pilot whale), 1371 nucleotides. Lineage: Eukaryota; Metazoa; Chordata; Mammalia; Artiodactyla; Delphinidae. The record is from RefSeq and is a predicted model, not a curated record.